AUGAAUCUUUCCCUUGUCGACCCUUUUGUUCUCGCCCAGGACUAUCCAGAAUCGACGACAAGAAGCCUCCGCAGCGGCCAUGCGACCUGUGUACGCUUCAACAGGAAAGGCGACUUCCUCGCUGCCGGACGCGCAGAUGGGACGGUUGUUAUAUUCGACGUGGAAACCAACGGAGUAGCACGGAAGUUGAAAGGACACACACGGCAGGUCCAAUCGCUAAGUUGGUCGCGCGAUGGUCGGUAUCUGCUUACCAGCAGUCAAGAUUGGAAAUGCAAUCUCUGGGACCUGCAAGAGGGACGUAUAUUACGGAUGGUACGAUUCGAAGCUCCGGUCUAUAUUGCAGAACUGCAUCCUUGGAAUCAGUAUGCCAGUCCGCGCUGUUUGGGGAGAAUGAAGCUGACUUGGAACAGCUUAAUGUUCGUUGCUGCUCUCUUCGAAGACCAGCCUCUCCUCGUUGACAUCUCGAAUCCCCGUGUCGUGAAGAUGAACAUCCCUACAGCUCCCAAGCGGACCCAAUUUGAUGGGGACGAACCGGUCAACGAGAAGCAGGCUGCGCUCGAUGCUAAGCAAUGUACGACCGUUGCGGUUUUCACUGCGACUGGGGAUCAUAUACUAGCGGGGACAAAUAAGGGCUGGUUAAACGUUAUCGAAGUCUCAUCACGGACUACUAUUUAUUCUACGAAGAUUACUGCAGGUGUGGUGGUCUACCUGCGGCUCACGAGCUCAGGACGCGAUGUGGUUGUCAAUGCCUCAGACCGCAUCAUUCGCACUAUACCGCUACCUAAUUUCUCGGCCCCGGAUCUGGACCCUGAUACGAUUGAUAUUGAAGUUGAGCACAAAUUCCAGGAUGUGGUCAAUCGACUGAGUUGGAACCAUGUGGCUUUCAGCUCGACGGGGGAAUAUGUUACAGCAAGCACAUACAACAAUCAUGAUAUUUAUAUCUGGGAGCGGAAUCAUGGAUCCCUGGUCAAGAUCUUGGAGGGCCCCAAGGAGGAACACGGUGUUGUGGAGUGGCACCCCCAUCGGGCAUUAAUAGCUGCCUGUGGCCUGGAGUCUGGACGCAUAAAUAUCUGGUCCAUCAUCCCACAACAGAAAUGGUCAGCCCUUGCGCCAGACUUUGCCGAGGUGGAGGAGAACGUCGAGUAUAUCGAGCACGAGGACGAAUUUGAUAUCCACCCGCAGGAGGAAAUCCACAAGCGGAGAUUGGAUCUCGAAGAUGACGACAUCGACGUCUUGACGUGGGAGCCUGUGAAAGCCAACAUCAUGGAAGAGGAGAAUGCUUUCCGGAUGCCGGUCCAACUGGAUUUGAUGGACAGCGAGAGCGAAGAGGAGUUCGUUGCUGUGGGCAGAGGAGAGAUGCGGAGGAAGAGUCCGACGGCUGGGACGGACUAUGCCCUCGAAGGGGAUGUAAGCGCAGAUGAAAGCCGGAGAAAAAAGGGCGGGCGGAGACGAUAG
This is a messenger RNA of Drepanopeziza brunnea f. sp. 'multigermtubi' MB_m1, 1455 nucleotides long. The record is from RefSeq and is a predicted model, not a curated record. Lineage: Eukaryota; Fungi; Ascomycota; Leotiomycetes; Helotiales; Drepanopezizaceae.